Molecule: messenger RNA, 1990 nt
Organism: Colossoma macropomum (tambaqui)
Lineage: Eukaryota; Metazoa; Chordata; Actinopteri; Characiformes; Serrasalmidae
Gene: hexd
Product: hexosaminidase (glycosyl hydrolase family 20, catalytic domain) containing
Exons: 13
Coding region: 168-1661 (497 amino acids)
Biological process (GO): carbohydrate metabolic process
Molecular function (GO): hexosaminidase activity
Source: RefSeq, a predicted model, not a curated record
GGUUAGUGUAUGUACAAAUAUAUCUAUCUAUUUGUGUGAGAAUGACAAGGUAAGGCAUUUUGUUGGUGAUUUUGUUGGAGCCACAUACGGAUAAUCUAUACGGACCAGCAGCGACCACCCCCCAAAACGCUUUUAGGGACAACUUCAGCCGGUUUGUUGCAGACAGCAUGCCAGGAUCUGCUAUGGACCUUUGUCCAUUGUCAAGAGGCAAGAAAUUGGUCCAUUUGGAUUUAAAGGGGGCUCCUCCCAAAAUCAGCUAUUUACAUGAGUUGAUACAUCUUUUUGCUGAUCUUGGUGCCACUGGCAUACUCGUUGAGUAUGAGGACAUGUUUCCCUAUGAGGGAGAGCUGAAGAUUCUGCAGUCAAAAGCUCAUCCGCCUUACAGCCGUGAAGACAUCAUUUCCAUUCAAGAAAUUGCCCAUUCCAGAGGGUUGGAGAUCAUUCCUCUCGUGCAGACAUUUGGACACUUUGAAUUUGUCCUGAAACACAGCACCUUUAGGAAGCUGCGAGAGGUCAACCACUGUUUGGGGACUUUGAAUCCACACAGCAAGCAAGGGGUCGCUCUAGUCCUGGAGAUGUUGCACCAAGUCAUGGAGCUCCACCCUAAAAGCACUACCUUGCAUAUUGGAGCAGAUGAGGUGUACAUGCUGGGUGAAGGAGAGGAGUCUAAAGAGUGGUUAAGCAUUCCAGGUCACAGUAUUAACAAACUGUUCCUCAGACAUAUCACUACAGUGGCAAAAGGCAUUCGAGAGAAUUACCCCAGCCUCAGUGUGAUAAUGUGGGAUGACAUGCUGAGGAGCAUGACCUCUGACACCAUUAAAGAUAGUGGACUUGUUGGACUGGUCCAACCCAUGCUAUGGGACUACAGCCCUGUUCUGGAUGUUGCCAACAAUAUUAUGCUAAUGGAGAAAUACAAGUCUGCUGGUUUAUUACAGCAGUGGGUUGCGAGCUCUUUUAAAGGCUCGACCACUGUACACACCUGUGUGACCAGUACCCAAAGGCAUGUGGAUAACCAUCUCCAGUGGUUAAAAGUGGCAUCUGGCCUUUCAUCUGGAGUUGAACUACAGGGCAUUGCACUGACUGGGUGGCAAAGAUACGAUCACCUGUCUGUUUUGUGUGAAUUGAUGCCCCUCGGCUUGCACUCUCUUGCCUCAUGUCUACAGUGUCUUCUACAUGGAAGCUUUACUGAAGAGGCUCAGAAAAAAGUGAUGGAGGCACUGGGCACUGAAACAACUGAAGUAGGAGACAUAGAAAGAUUGUCUCAGGCUAACUCCCGUGCAUAUCCUGGGAUGAAACUAGCUGAAAUCAUUGUACAGCUCACAGCAAUGCUAGAGUCUGAAGAACUCCGAUACUUUGAGAGCAGUCUGUGUGUAAGAGGCUGGUUCUCACCCUAUCACAGGCAGAGAAAGAUCAUCAACCCUCUUUUUGCUGAACAAAUUCAGAAACAGGCGAAAAUGUUCCUGGAAGCUGUAGAGUUCAAGGUGCAUGAGGUGCGGCAGGAGAUGUGCCUGCUUUACCCAGAAUCAACAGUGGAAGAAUGGAUUGCACAGCAUGUCACUCCAGUGUUGAAACCACUACAGGAUUUACUGAAGGACAUCCACACUGCCCUGGAGGACAUGGGACUGUUCAUUAGCGAUUCUGCAUCUCAGAGUGGGAACUAAAGAACAAAACUUGGAUGUACUGUUGAACGGAGAGUAAACAGAAGGAAAAUUUGGUAAAACAGCUUUCUGCUCAGUAUCUGCUGUAAAAUAUUACAAUAAAGUUGUAUGUAGAAUUGUUGAAAUGUUGAACACAUUAAAAUUGAAAUGAUACAGCUAUAAGGGCUGGAUGCUAAUUAUAAGGAGGGCUGUUGGUUUAAGUUCUGGGUUAAGCUGUAAAGUUAGUGGACCAAGUUCCAGAUGAUUUCUACUGACUGCAUUACACAGGAGUCAACAGUGAUUUGAUUGUCUGAAUAUGUGUAAUUUUUUUAAUAAAGCAACAUGAACAUCAA